GAGGAGGAAGAAGAAGACAAAGGACGGCACGCGGUCUGUUGUGUUGAAUGUUCCAGUGUUUCUCUAUGUCUUCAGUCCAGCUUAAACGAGUUUAUCUACGAGCGGUUAACUGCUACUGAAGAAACAUUCACAGAGUUUAGAGGAAUAACCGUCAAGUCGCAGGAAGAGAUGGAUGAUCAGCGCAGACUGCUGGAUUUCUCCCGGACUCCCCGGAUAAUCUUACACCGAAUAGAUUCCCUGCAGUGUAACAUUUAUAACCAGGAGAGGAGAUCCACUCGGGACCAGGAGGAGUUAGAACCUCUGCAGGUGAAACAAGAACAGGAAGAACCAGAAGAUCAUCAGAUAAAAAAAGAGCAGGAGGAUCUAGAACAUCUGCAGAUAAAAAAAGAGCAGGAGGAUCUAGAGCUUCAGCAGAUAAAAGUGGAAGAGAGAGAAGUUUACUGCAGUCAGGGUGAAGAACAGGUUGAGUUAAAACAGGAGACUGAUACCUGCAUGGUGGUUCCUGUUGAUGAACAAACAUCCCACACUGAAUCAGAACCAAACAGGAAGCAAGUCAUCUUCCAGGAAGCUGCUGAAGCUGAGAACCAAAAUCAGGAAGCAAGAAAACCUUUCUCAUGUGUGACCUGUGGAAAAUAUUUCAAUCAAAAACAAGGGUUAACUCGUCACAUGACGAUUCACACUGGUGAAAAGCCGUUUUCAUGUGUGACCUGUGGGAAAAAUUUUAGUCGAAAACAUUAUUUAACUGAACACAUGAUGAUUCACACUGGUGAAAAGCCGUUUUCAUGUGUGACCUGUGGGAAAUGUUGUAGUCUAAAACAGAAUUUUACUCGUCACAUGAUGAUUCACAUCACUGAAAAGCCGUUUUCAUGUGUGACCUGUGGGAAAAGUUUUUGUCGAAAAAAUAAUUUAACUGAACACAUGAUGAUUCACACUGGUGAAAAGCCGUUUUCAUGUGUGACCUGUCGGAAAUGUUUUAGUCUAAAACAGAUUUUAACUCGGCACAUGAUGAUUCACACUGGUGAAAGAUUUUCAUGUGUGACCUGUGGAAAAAGUUUUAGUCGAAAAAUGUAUUUAACGGAGCACAUGAUGAGUCACACUGGUGAAAAGCCGUUUUCAUGUGUGACCUGUGGAAAAAGAUUUAGUUACAACGUUAGUUUAACUCGUCACAUGAAGAUUCACAACGGUGAAAAAGUUUUGGCCUAAAACAGAAUUUAACUGAACACUUGAAGUUGCACACUGAUCAAAAGCCGUUUUCAUUUGUGACCUGUGGGAAAAUUUUUCAUGACAAAGUUUAACUCGGCACAUGAUGACUCACACUGGUGAAGAGUCGUAUGUUGAGUUUCACUAUAAAAUUGAUUUGAUUAAAAAGUAGAAUAUGGUUGAAACGAUUCCUCAAGUGCUUCAAGUACCUUGAUUAUUAAAAUUUCUCAAGGAAAAUUUAUCUUCCUCGAAGCUUCACUAAGUUAUAUUUUAUUAUUUAAUGCUUCGUGAUCCAGUUGGGUUAUUACUUGCGUUGCACAGAGCUCUCACUUCCGCCUGAGUUUUUGACGAAAGCUAAGUGUUGGCAUAACGUCCAGUUUUCAAGUUUGGCUUGAGGAUUUUAUCGAUUGAUGAUGUUUGGGUCUUUGUUGUGUAUUGGGGGACCAAUAAACAUCCUUUAAAUGACUGACAUGUAUUACCUUAAUACACUUAUGAUCAAAAAUAUAAUGUGCUGUUAUGCACCAAGUGUACAUUUUCAUUAAUGGUUGUAAAUUCUCAAUUAUAUCUACAUACAAUAAAAAAUCUUUAAUAUUCA
This is a messenger RNA of Poecilia reticulata (guppy), 1795 nucleotides long. RefSeq lists its product as uncharacterized. The record is from RefSeq and is a predicted model, not a curated record. Gene Ontology annotation, cellular component: nucleus. Lineage: Eukaryota; Metazoa; Chordata; Actinopteri; Cyprinodontiformes; Poeciliidae. Gene Ontology annotation, biological process: regulation of gene expression.